Molecule: messenger RNA, 4092 nt
Organism: Chelonoidis abingdonii (Abingdon island giant tortoise)
Lineage: Eukaryota; Metazoa; Chordata; Testudines; Testudinidae
Source: RefSeq, a predicted model, not a curated record
GUAAUGUAUUAGUCGUUGCUUAAUUAUCCUUAAGAAGUCUUAUUAAUAUGUAUGUAUGAAGAUCUAUCUGGCAGGAAUGCAUUUUAAUGAUGUCGCUGAAAGGCAACAAGCUAUAAUUUCAAGAAGAGUAUUAUGUCAUGACUAAACAAUGGCAAACUCAUUAGAGCAGCCCAGAAAUAGUGUGCUGGGUGGAAGUAAAAAUUCAAAUCCAUUUUAAUUACAAUCUUAAUUAGAAAAUGUUUAGACAUCUUGCCUGCACUGUUAGAAAAUCAAAUGAUUUAGAAAUAUCCCUGCUGGUAAAAGUGUUUAAAAAUGUAGACUACAGCUUCCAGUCCCAUUAUGGGCAGCCUGUGUAAAACCCAAAUAUGAAAGGAACAGUUGGAAACUAAACAUUAAUUAGUCUCAAUCAAACUUAGAAUUUUUAAGUAACUAAAACACAAGGCCUACAGUCUCAGCAGAAAAUAACUAGAAGCUCCAGUGCAUAGGCUGUAAUGUUCCAUAUAAGUAAAUAACAGUCUACACUUUAAAAUUAAGGACAGCAGUGAUUUUCAACCUUUUUUCAUUUACAACGCCCCAAAAAUGUUACAUGGAGGUGCAAAUCCUAUGGAAAUCUUAGACAUAGUCGGUGGACCCCCAGAGGUCCGCGGAACACAGGUUGAAAACCACUUAUAUACAUCAUAUGUAACGGCAUCUAUUUUCUGUACCCACUAUGGGUGCUUUACCUUUUAUGUAGCUUUUUGUGAUGCAUAUCUGCUGCUUCUCCUAAAGUAAAUCACCAACACUUAACACAACCUUACCCAGUGCUUUCUGAACAACCCCACUAAAUCUAAGGAGGCAGCAUGCCUAAAUACAAACAUAAAAGGGCAAGAAGAAAAUAGAACAGCAAGAGAGCUAAUGAAGGGAGAGAGGCUGGGGAGAGAAUGAGAAGGAAAGGAGGGAACGGAGAAAAGAGAAGCAUAGAAGACCAGGACAGGAGAAAACAAGAACCUGGGAUUCACAGAGAGGGUACUUACCAAACCGUCAAAUUGUGACACUAUGAAUAGUGAGGGGUAUCACAGAAGGAUGGAUGAGAGUUCAAGUGUGUCACUGAAACACAUAGUGAAAUCCUUCAUGUAAGAUUUAACUGCCUUGGACUGAAUACAAAACAAUGCAAAAAAAAAUAAGUGCAACUUAGCUGAUCUGUACUUGAAUUGGCAAGGGGUGAAAUGGAAAAAGGAGACAGAGGAGGGCAGUGAGUCAGAAUUAAAUAGGGAGAGAAGGGAAGAGGGAACUGAUGGAGAUGGCACAGUGAGAAAUAAGGCAACAAGAAUUUGAGGUGGGAUAAGAGGAGACGACAAAAGAAAACAGACACAGGAAGAGAAAAGGACUCAGAGGAGAACAGAUAAAGAGGAAAAGCAGGUGGAGACGGAGGCAGAGCCAAAAAACAAAAGGCAUUUUAAUUGCCCAUGCAGAGACCUCUGCAGAUCAGGCCAGGCAAUAAGAAAAAGUGAAGGCAGGCUGGCUUCCUCUGUUACCCAUGCUGAACAUUUGAGAGAGACUAUCACACAUCUGCCACCAGCUUUGCUGGGAUGAGGGGUCAGUUUGUGGCCGAGCAGUGGGAGAUUAGAGGUAAAGGCUGGGGGGGCGGGGUAGUUGGACAUGGCACCUGCUCUCUGGGACUCUGUGGAUGGCAUCUGCUGCCUCUCCCAGAUGCACUAUCAGAGAGAAGCAGAGCUCAGAUCCUGCGGCUCCCAGCCCAGGCCUCUGCAGCCAGGCUCCAGGAAAAUCCCCUCAGCUGGGAGGAGUACAGGGCCUAUGCCCCACAGCUGAACAGCUACGGGCCCACCCCCGGAAAACAGCGCGAGCAGACACAGGGGCGGGAUCCUGGCAAUGACUGGCGUGUGCAGGCCCCGGGCAGAUCCUGGAGCGGCGCUCCGCGGGCUGCUUGCCCAGCAGCUCGGUCGCUCUCUGGGGCGGGCUGUAGGGCAGCAGAGCCAUGUGGAACAAUAUCACUUCAUGCUCACUCUGGAGAGUCUCCUCUAGCUUCAUGGCUUCAAGAAUCCAAACCUUAACUCCUUUAUUCCUAAGAAAUUAUAAGGACUUCUGCAAAAACAGACAGACAAUAUGGACACUACGAAAUAGUCUCUGCCAGGUUAUGAAAAAGACUGUCGCAACAUUGAAAUAUAAUAUGAUUCCCCAUUGUUUUUUAAGUCACAAAGCAAGAUACAGACAGUAUACAAAAACCUUCCCUGUUUUAGAUGGAAGUAUCCCUUCUGUAUGUGAACAUGUGUUUGAAGAAAACUUAAGGAAUAGUGAGGCUUGUAUUCAAAGAUAUUCAGAGUUGCUUUGCAAGGUCAGUAAAGGAGGUGGAGAGAAGGCAACCUUGCGUCAUACCCAAAGGAACAAGAAGUUGCUUGUUCGUGAACGCCUAAGAAUGCUUCUCGAUGAUGAAACUUUUCUUGAGCUGUCCCCUUUUGCAGGGUUUGAUUUGCCAUAUGGUGAUGUUCCUGCAGCUGGAUGCCUCACUGGAAUUGGAAAGAUCUGUGGAGUCUGGUGUGUCUUUAUGGCAAAUGACGCAACAGUUAAAGGCGGGGCCAUUUAUCCCAUUUCAGUGAAGAAACAGCUAAGAGCUCAACAAAUAGCAGUUCAAAACAGACUUUUAUCGGUAUAUCUAGUUGACAGCGGGGGAGCAUUCCUACCACUACAGGCAGAACUCUUUCCUGACCAGUCUCAUGGUGGUCGAGUAUUCUACAAUGAGGCAAUAAUGUCUGCUAUGAAAAUCCCUCAGGUGGCAGUGGUGUGUGGUUCUUGUACAGCUGGGGGUGCCUACGUUCCCACCAUGGCAGACGAAACUGUGAUUGUAGACAAAAUCGGUAGUAUGUUUCUUGCUGGCCCCCCUUUGGUUAAAGCUGCCACAGGAGAAGAUAUCUCUCCUGAGGACCUAGGAGGAGCCAGUAUGCACUCUAAAGUCAGUGGCUGUGUUGACCAUUUUGCAUCUUCAGAAAAGGAGGCGUAUGAACGUGUUAGAAAUAUUAUCUUGACGCUAAAUUAUGAACUUCCACCAGAGGAAACUUUAGAGUAUGAUGAUCCCCUGUACAGUGCUGAAGAGCUUCUGGGGCUUGCACCACAAGGUUAUAGCUAUACUCUACAUAUAAAACUGAUUUUGAGCCGUCUGAUAGAUGGAAGCAGGUUCCAGGAAUUCAAAGCUGAAUAUGGAACAACAUUAGUAACGGGAUUUGCCCAUAUGGAAGGACACCUUGUUGGGAUAGUGGCUAACAAUGGUGAGCUGACUCAUGAUGCUUCUCUAAAGGGCAGCCACUUUGUACAGCUGUGUAGUCAACGAAGCAUUCCCAUCCUGUUUCUCCAGAAUACUGCUCCACAUGCAUCAGAGCCAACAAGUUUCUCACAGGCAGAGGAUCACACCAAUAGAUUAAAGGCACAGGCCUCUAUGAUGGCUGCAGUUGCUUGUGCUGCUGUGCCCAAGAUAACCCUUGUAACUGGUGGCUGUUACAGGAAUGAAAGUUAUGCCAUGUGCGGGAGGUCAUUUGAUCCAAACUUCCUGUUCCUGUGGCCUAAUGCAAGAGUUGCCCUUGUGGAUUCAAGACAUAUUUCCACAUUCCCACAAGCUAGAGAUGAUGACUGCACAGGAGAUGACUCAGAGUUAAAGCAUCUAAAAGAAAAGCUAGAGGAAGAAAGCAGUGCAUUUCACUCCUCUGCUCGACUCUGGGAUGAUGGCAUAAUACUGCCACAGAAUUCUAGGAAGGUGAUUGCACAGUGCUUAACGAUUAUGAAACAGCAGAAGUACCAGAUCGCAUCUCUGCAACACUACCCUGUUAUCAGACUGUAAUCAAACUACCAUUUGCAAAUAAUUGGAUUUUUAAGAAUGCCAACAUAUAAUUUUUUUAAAUGGAAGUGAUUUUCUAACAGUUUGAUACCUUUAGUAUAACUUGAAUUAGUUCUAGACACUGUCAGUAUACAAAAAGGAAGCUCAGAUUUCAGCCUAUUUGGGUUACGUUUGUAUUUUGAUCCCUCUUGCGCUAGCAAAUUUGAAAAUUAUAUUGUAUGAAAAGAAAAAAGAAAAUGCAAUUAAUAAACUUUUGGAUUUUGACACUU